This is a messenger RNA of Aspergillus calidoustus, 756 nucleotides long. The record is from the annotation of a GenBank genome assembly. NCBI's taxonomy places the organism in Eukaryota, Fungi, Ascomycota, Eurotiomycetes, Eurotiales, Aspergillaceae.
AUGCCCCGUCUCCAAGGCAAAGUCGCCAUCGUCACCGGUGGUGGCUCCGGCUUCGGUGCCGCAAUCGCAACACGCUUCGCCCAAGAGGGUGGAAAAGUAAUCAUCGCAGAUAUCAACGUUGAAGGCUCCGAAAAAGUCGCAUCUGCGGACCCCGCGAAUAUCGUCUUCCAGCGCGUCGACGUCACGAGCAAACAAGAUUGGGAUAGCGUUGUCGCGUUGGCGUUUUCCAAGUUUGGACGAUUGGAUGUGCUUGUGAAUAACGCGGGGACAAGUUAUCGGAAUAAGCCAACGCUCGAGGUCACCGAGGCGGAAUGGGAGCGCGUCUUCAAUGUAAACGUCAAGAGUAUCUUCCAUGGGUCGCAGGCGGUCAUUGGAAAAUUGAUUGAGCAGGGGCAAGGCGGGUCGAUCAUCAAUAUUUCGUCGACGGGCGCAUCGAGGCCAAGGCCUGGUUUGGUCUGGUAUAAUGCGAGCAAGGGUGCUGUUUCGAAUGCUACAAAGGGUCUCGCAGCAGAGUACGGCCAGUACAAUAUCCGUGUCAACACUGUGUCGCCUCUCCUCUCGGGAACAGGCCUAUUCAGCAUGUUCACUGGAAUGGAGGAUACGCCUGAGAACCGGGCGAAGUUCAUUGGCAACGUGCCGUUAGGUCGGCUAACGGACCCGAACGAUAUCGCAAACAUGUGCUUGUACCUGGCUAGUGAUGAGGGAGCAUUUGUGAACGGUGCAGAAAUGAUUGUUGACGGAGGAAAGUGUAUCUAA